GACAUGUUUACAUCAUUUCUUCAUCCGGAUGUGACGGCGAUCCAGGCGAAAUUUGUGUGCAGAUAACCUUGGAAAAAUGAAUAAAUUGGACAUAGCCACAAGCUGUCAGGCAGACUGCAAAAGAUAGAGACAAGAAGUCAUCAAGUUUGUAUGCAGUAUAAAUUACCCCAGCAAGACUUCAACUCUGCCGCACCCAACCACUGCAAGUCAGCAACGCCUCAGCUUGCCAUGGCCACCACCAACGGCGGCGGCGCAGCAACGAACCAUGCCGCGAACGUCGCUGGCCGUGACCACGUCGUCAUCUUCCCCUUCAUGGCGAAAGGCCACACGCUCCCGCUGCUCGACUUCGCCACGGCCCUCUCCACCCACCACACGAGCCUCCGCGUCACCCUGCUCACCACCCCGGCCAACCGCGCGUUCGCCGCCGGCCGCCUGCCCCCGUCGGUGGCGCUGGUCGAGCUCCCGUUCCCGUCCCUGCCGCCGCUACCCGCGGGGAUCGAGUCCACCGACGCGCUCCCGUGCCCGUCCCUCUACCCGGCGUUCCUGCGCGCCACGGCGCUCCUCCGGGGACCCUUCGCCGAGUUCCUGGCGUCGCUCCCGGAACCACCGCUCGUGCUCGUCUCAGACUUCUUCCUCGGGUUCACGCACCGCGCCGCGGCCGACGCCGGCGUCCGACGCGUCGUGUUCCACGGCAUGUCCUGCUUCUCCAUGGCCAUCUGCAAGGCGCUCAUCGUGAACCCGGCUGCGGCGGCGGCCAGCGGCGAGCCUGCCGGCGCUCCGUUCCACGUGCCAGGCAUGCCGGAACACGUGGCGAUCACGGCGGACGAGGUCCCCGACACGGUGGUGAAAUUUGGCAACCCCGAGGACCCCGUGGUCCGGUUCCUCAUCGACGACGUCGGCUUCUCCGACGUGCUGAGCUGGGGCGUCCUGGUCAACAGCAUCGCCGCGCUAGACGACGACUACGUGGCGCCACUCGAGUCGUUCUACCAGUCCGGCGCCCGCGCCUGGCUCGUAGGCCCGCUGUUCCUCGCCGCCGGCGACACGUCGGAGCUCGAGGAGGAGGAGCAAGAUCCCGACGGCUGUCUUGCCUGGCUCGACGAGAGGGCGGCGCAGCCGGGAUCGGUGGCCUACGUGUCGUUCGGCACGCAGGCCCACAUCUCCGAUGCGCAGCUCGAUGAGGUAGCGCACGGGCUGGUGCAGUCCGGCCACCGCUUCCUCUGGGUCGUCAGGUCGGACACGUGGUCGCCGCCGGCGGACGUGGGCCCCAACGGCCGGAUCGUCCGCGGGUGGGUCCCGCAGAGGAGCGUCCUGGCCCACAGGGCAGUGGGAGGGUUCGUGAGCCACUGCGGGUGGAACUCGGUGAUGGAGAGCCUCGCGGCCGGGAAGCCCAUCCUGGCGUGGCCGAUGAUCGCCGAGCAGCACCUCAACGCGAGGCACGUCGCGGACAUCGUCGGCGCCGGCGUCAGGAUCCACACGAAGGCCGGCGGCAUGGCGGGGGUCGACGUCGUCGUCGGGAGGGUGGAGGUCGAGGAGAAGGUCCGGACGCUGAUGGACGCCGACGGCGAGGCCGGGAAGAAGAUGCGGGCGAGGGCGGCGUGGGCGCGGCGAGCGGCGAAGUCAGCGGUCGGCGAAGGAGGAGCUUCACGUGUCGCGUUGGGAAAGCUAGUGGACGAGCUUCAGAGGACCUACGGUGACGUCGUCGAUGAAGGGAAAAUGUAGUUGCUCAUUUGUUGAAGUCUGAAGUGACAGAAGUGUCAAACUACUACAGUAUCCUAACGAAUAAUGCUGAGAUUUGAAAGUCAGAGGAUUGAAGUUACAAGUUUGAGAGUAUUAUAGUCAUCAGAUGCAUUACAUUUUAAGG
Setaria italica (foxtail millet) is the source of this 1861-nucleotide messenger RNA. RefSeq names its product UDP-glycosyltransferase 90A2. Gene Ontology annotation, molecular function: UDP-glycosyltransferase activity. The record is from RefSeq and is a predicted model, not a curated record. The transcript has 2 exons. The coding region runs from base 151 to 1719 and encodes 522 amino acids. Lineage: Eukaryota; Viridiplantae; Streptophyta; Magnoliopsida; Poales; Poaceae.